CAGCUGAAGUGGCAGCCUUGUUAUUGAUUGUGUUAUCUACUCUCAGCCUUGGGGCCAUUGUGGUUGCUUUGGUGUCAGAUGUACUUUUGAUAUUGAGUCUUUUAAUAAGACUAUGUUGUGAGCGGAGUUCAAAGAUUUCUUACCCCUCCAACAUUUUGGACUUGCAACAGCAAAGCCAGAAAACCGGAGCCAAGCCGUCGAUUUGCAUGCCCGAUUCCGGGUCAGCUCUGAGGAUCAAAUGUUACCGGCCAGGCACGCGUGACUCCUCCGCCUUUGCCAUUGCCGUUCGCCCUCAGCUACCGCUCCGCCCAUUGGGUUAUGGUGUCGGAUGCCCAUCUACAAAAGAUAUCGGUAUACAUGAGAUCAAAGCCUGGAUAUUCUGUAUGUUGGAGACUUGA
Podospora pseudocomata is the source of this 398-nucleotide messenger RNA. RefSeq lists its product as uncharacterized. The record is from RefSeq and is a predicted model, not a curated record. The transcript has 2 exons. The coding region runs from base 207 to 398 and encodes 63 amino acids. NCBI's taxonomy places the organism in Eukaryota, Fungi, Ascomycota, Sordariomycetes, Sordariales, Podosporaceae.